ACGGGCACGUGUCGCGGCUCAAUUUUUCUCACUUGCUAAAAUUCCGCACCAUCGAGCCAUCGUUUGCCUUGGAUAGCCGAGCCUACGGAUAGUCCGCGGCGCUACUCUUCCUCUACUCCACGCACUCACUCAGUCCAAGUGCUUCUUAUAGACAAUUGCAGCGUCAUCUGCUCCUGCUCGUCGCUCAGCUAGCCAUCUCACGCAAACUAUCCCACUCGACAACCAACAUGGGCUCCAUUCCGGCAACACGCUCUCGCUUCGAGGCCGUGGAACACAAGCCUCUAGGCGGCCCCUUCAAGAUCGAGGCGGCGUAUCGCAGCGACACCAGCGAGGAUAAGGUCAACCUGGGCAUUGGUGCGUACCGCGACGAUGCAGGCCAGCCGUGGCUGCUCCCGUCCGUGGCCGAGGCCAAGAAGCGCAUGGACUUGCCCUCGUGCACCCACGAGUACUCGCCGCUGCACGGCAUAGACGCCUUCAUCGAGCCCGCGCGCCGGCUCGUCUUUGGCGCGGAGCUGGACCCCGAGAUCGCCCCCUUUGUCGCGUCCAUGCAGACCGUGUCGGGCACCGGCGCCAACAGCAUCAUCGCCAAGUUCCUCGCCCGCUGGAUCCAGCCCCAGCAGAUCUGGCUGCCCGCCCAGACCUGGGACAACCACCCGCACAUCUGGCGCCAGAACGCCCCGGCCAUCCAGGUCCGCGACUACCCCUAUUACGACCAGAAGACGUGCAGCCUCGACUUUGCCGGCCUCAUGGCCACCCUCGAGCGCGACGCCAAGGAGGGCGACGCCAUCCUCCUCCACGCCUGCGCCCACAACCCCACGGGCAUCGACCCGACCGAGGACCAGUGGAAGGACAUUGCCCUGCUGUGCGAAAAGAAGCGCAUGUUUGUCGUCUUUGACUCGGCCUACCAAGGCUUCGCCUUUGGAAACCUCGACAAGGACGCCUGGUCCAUCCGCCACUUUGCCACCCACCCCGACCUCGAGUUCGCCGUCUGCCAGUCCUUCUCCAAGAACCUCGGCCUCUACGGCGAGCGCGUGGGUGCCCUCCACAUUGUCACCUCGAGAAACGCCGCCCCGAGCGUCGCCCUCGCCAUCCGCUCCCAGCUCGUCGAGAUCCACCGUGGCGAAGUCUCCAUCGCACCCGCCUUUGGCGCCCGCGUCGCGACCACCGUCCUCACCAGCGAGGAGAUCUUCAGCCAGUGGCUCGAGGACCUGGUCUUCAUGAGCGGCCGCAUCAAGGCCAUGCGGCAGGCUCUCUUUGACGAGCUCGUCGCCCUCGGCACCCCGGGCUCCUGGAAGCACGUCGUCGACCAGACGGGCAUGUUCUCCUACACGGGUCUGUCCACGGACCAGGUCGCCGUUAUGCAGGAAAAGUUCCACAUCUACAUGCUGCCAACCGGCCGCAUCUCCAUCUGCGGCCUGCGCGAUGCAAAUGUGAAAUAUGUCGCGCGGGCUAUUGACAGCGUCGUGCGCGAGGGCAAGGCGUGAGCGGCUUCAUAUAGACUAAUGAAAUAGAAACGUAUUAUGAGAUCACGGAUUUCUUGAGAGAUUACAAUAUCGCACCAGAAGGCAUGAUGUA
This is a messenger RNA of Emericellopsis atlantica, 1575 nucleotides long. RefSeq names its product aspartate aminotransferase. The coding region runs from base 228 to 1484 and encodes 418 amino acids. The record is from RefSeq and is a predicted model, not a curated record. Gene Ontology annotation, cellular component: cytosol. Gene Ontology annotation, molecular function: pyridoxal phosphate binding; L-aspartate:2-oxoglutarate transaminase activity. The transcript has a single exon. Gene Ontology annotation, biological process: L-aspartate biosynthetic process. Lineage: Eukaryota; Fungi; Ascomycota; Sordariomycetes; Hypocreales; Bionectriaceae.